Messenger RNA from Paramisgurnus dabryanus, 6994 nucleotides. RefSeq names its product v-akt murine thymoma viral oncogene homolog 3a (gene akt3a). Lineage: Eukaryota; Metazoa; Chordata; Actinopteri; Cypriniformes; Cobitidae. Gene Ontology annotation, molecular function: protein serine/threonine kinase activity; ATP binding. The record is from RefSeq and is a predicted model, not a curated record. Gene Ontology annotation, biological process: protein phosphorylation.
AUUUCACGGCACGAACAGGGCUGUCUUUGGACCAGUGCGAGCCGGAGACGCGGCAAACGAACCCGGCGCUCCUCCUGGUACAAGACGCGAAGUGAGAGACAGGUAACCGCGAGAGUGGAGGCUGCCUAUGACGUCAGGAGCUUUUCUAAAACUCAUCCCUAGCCCGAAUCAGAAGCUAAACGGGGAACUACCACAGCCGUUCUGUGCUUAGUACAAUCCCCUCGUUUGAGACAACACACUUGAGUGAACACUUGAGUCCGCUCUAUGUAGGCGUGGUUCUCCGAAUAUCCCGUCCAUCCGUGCUCCAUUCGAGCGAGCCUUUAACGAGGACGCGCGCACAUUCUCAGGGAAGGCGAGGGAAGCCCAUUGGUCUCCCUAACAACGCCAGUGCCAGGCUGAGUCACUGUUGAGGAGUGGGAAGAUCUAGAGAGAGAGAGGGAGAGAGAGACAGCAUCACUGCGAGAGAGCGGGCGAGAGAGAAAAGCAACGGAAGGAGGGGAAAAACCUCUACACAACGCCUUUGAGAGCAGAGCGAGCGAGAGAGAGGCAGCCAGUGAGCAGAAACGCCAGAGAGAGAGAGAGAGCAGCAUUGAGGGAGGGAGACGCUGACCCCCCCUCUCUCCUCUCUCCUCCGUUCCCCGCUCAUCACUCCUUCAGGAGCUGGUGUGUAGGAGCGCCGAGUUCAGAGUGACCGUGGCAACAUGAACGAUGUCACUAUCGUUAAAGAAGGCUGGGUACAGAAAAGGGGUGAAUAUAUUAAGAAUUGGAGACCUCGCUACUUCCUUCUUAAAACCGAUGGAUCCUUUAUUGGAUACAAGGAAAAGCCACAAGAUGCAGAUCUACCCUACCCACUUAAUAACUUCUCUGUUGCAAAAUGCCAGCUGAUGAAAACCGAACGACCAAAGCCGAAUACAUUCAUUAUUAGAUGCCUACAGUGGACUACAGUCAUAGAGAGAACCUUCCAUGUGGACAGUCCAGAAGAAAGGGAUGAGUGGGCAGAGGCGAUUCAGAUGGUGGCAGAUAAACUCCAAAAACAAGAGGAGGAACGUAUCCAGUGUAGUCCCACCUCACAGAUAGACAACAUGGGAGAGGAGAUGGACACGUCUAUUAGUCACCAUAAACGCAAGACAAUGAGUGACUUCGACUACUUAAAAUUAUUGGGGAAAGGCACUUUCGGUAAAGUCAUUCUCGUAAGGGAGAAGGCCAGCGGGAAAUAUUAUGCAAUGAAGAUUUUAAAGAAGGAGGUUAUUAUAGCAAAGGAUGAAGUGGCCCACACGCUCACAGAAAGCAGAGUGCUGAAAAAUACGAGACAUCCUUUUUUAACCUCUUUGAAGUACUCAUUCCAAACGAAAGAUCGCCUAUGCUUUGUGAUGGAGUACGUCAAUGGAGGAGAGCUGUUUUUCCAUUUGUCGAGAGAACGGGUGUUCUCCGAGGACCGCACGCGCUUCUACGGCGCCGAGAUCGUUUCCGCCCUCGACUACCUGCACUCUGCCAAGAUAGUGUACCGGGAUCUCAAGCUGGAGAAUUUAAUGCUUGAUAAAGAUGGUCACAUCAAAAUUACAGACUUUGGCCUCUGCAAGGAAGGAAUCACUGAUGCUGCUACCAUGAAGACUUUCUGUGGUACACCAGAGUAUCUGGCACCAGAGGUGCUGGAGGACAAUGAUUAUGGGCGUGCGGUGGACUGGUGGGGUCUGGGUGUUGUCAUGUAUGAGAUGAUGUGCGGCCGACUGCCCUUUUACAAUCAGGACCAUGAAAAGCUUUUCGAGCUAAUUCUAAUGGAGGACAUCAAGUUUCCCAGGACGUUGUCUGCUGAUGCCAAGUCCUUGCUGUCAGGCCUGCUCAUAAAAGACCCUAACAAGAGACUUGGUGGCGGUCCGGAUGAUGCUAAGGAAAUUAUGCGGCAUAGUUUUUUUGUUGGAAUCAACUGGCAGGAUGUCUAUGAUAAAAAGCUGGUACCUCCCUUCAAGCCUCAGGUGUCCUCAGAGACAGAUACCAGAUACUUUGAUGAAGAGUUCACAGCUCAGACAAUUACAAUAACCCCUCCUGAAAAAUUUGAUGAAGAUGGGAUGGACUGCAUGGAUAACGAGCGAAGGCCACAUUUCCCCCAGUUCUCUUAUUCGGCCAGCGGGAGAGAGUGAACGCCGCGCGGUCCGCACUGCCUCAUCUCAUCAAGGUCACCACUGGAACAAAUGAGGUCUUCUAACAGCCCCAGCUCUACCCACACACCAUCAUUCAUCUUGGUCCUUUCAUUUGUUUAGCUAGACCAACGGAAACUCUUCUGGUUUAGGGUUACGGGAAUUUGCACGUUGGGUCGGACCGAGCUCCUACCCGUCCUCGAAGCUCCAGCCCAAAGGUUGGGAGAUGAUGGGAGAACUUUUGCUGUUUGUUAAGAAUUUGUUUACUUUUUCUCUUUGUCGUGUCUCUUCAUUCAUUGACAAAUAGACUCAAAGUGUUCGGUUUGUAUGAAAAAACUGCAUGGCUAGAGAUUCACAUGGGUUUACGACCACAUCUCUCGGGUACAUUCUGUAGUACAAUGACAGCUGCUUUGAUAUUACUGUUCUUAAGGUUCACCUUCUGUUAUAUAUAAAGUCAAAACUGCCAUAUACAGGUAACUCAGGCUUUACAGAGUACAUCUGUGACAGGACUAGCUUUACCCCACAUACCACACACCCGUACACCCUGCCUCAAAAAAUUCACACAAUUCAAUACUAAAGCCCUGUGAACCUGAGCUAUGCAGCACCAAACCACCACUAAGAAUCUCAUACAACAUUUGUAUGUGUUGGGAAGAGCCUGCUUUUCCUCUUAAAUAUAUAUAUAAAGGCUUUAUUUCUGACAUAUCAGUCCCGUUGGAAAUGGAAUGACGCUUUUGACUCGUCGAUAAUGUUUUAUCCAGUGCUACCGGCCUGUACGAGGUUUUGUAUGUAGCUGGACCACUUGUGAUAUUCACAGACGGUGAAUACGAUCGCAUCCAACUACUAGCCAAAACGGUUUUAGGAACAGUGUGUGAAAUCCCUUCCACUCAAUCUUUAUAAGUAUCAAAACCCAGCAUUAAUAGAGAGAAUGGCAGGGAAAGCACUACUAUACUGUUUUAUAAAGAGAAAAAAAAUGUGAUUGAAAUAUUAUAUAUUUAUUUUUUGUUUGUCCUUAAGAGUGCUUUCAAAGUCUCUCUUUUAAAAAGGCUUACGAAUGUACACAGAUAGCCUUCUUUUGUUUUUAUUACUUGGAUUUACUUCCUUUUGUCACACAAGUGUGGUAUUGUUAAGUUUUUAAUCCUCAACAUUGUGAGAAUUAUUGUUGGUCGUCUUUCCACCAAUGAAAGGGCUGCAAAAGACUAUGCUCCCAGCAGUAAACUAAACCAAUUCCAAUGGCUUGUUUGGUUGUAUGCUACUGUAUGUUAAUGUGUGUUAAAGAAGCAAGCCACUGUCUUCUGCAUGUCCAUUUGAACAGAACGCAGAUCAUUCGUGACCAUGUUUCCCAAUACAUUCAAGAGCUGCGAUGCUUUGCGAGAUUAAACCUGUCGUCUUCACGUUCCUUCGCAAACCGAAUCUGUCCAGGUGGUGGGAUCCCAGAUCGGUUAACCAAUCAGAUAUAAGCAUAAAACCCCUAAAAAUACGCUGGAAAAACUCAAAUGUUUAUUUAAUGUGUUUGGUUGCAGACCCUCGGAUGACGCUUGAUCAAGUAGUUCAGACAGUAGAGGAGAGUACUGAAUGAUUUCAGUCUUUGUAAAUCUCCUAAAGGGAAAAGAAAUAAUGCAGCACAAUUGCUGAUCUCUCAGUAUUGGUGUUUGGCAAUAAAACCAACAUUUGUUUUCUAAAGCAGAGAUGCUCUUGUGCAUGUUGCUAUUGCUUCGGGUUUGAGCACAUUCAUUUUUCAGGCUGUGCGUGCCGGUUGCUUUUUCGCUCAAGAUAUUAAUGUGGGUGUCGAUGUAAUGUGGACAGGAAUGACCAAAACCGCUUUUAUUUUUAUGUGGCAUGUUUUAAAGUAAGGUGGUGAGCACAUACAGUACUGUAUGUAUUGAGAUGGGAAAGUAUGAUUGUUUUGGGAUAGGGACAGGGCCACAUGCAAUCUGCUAUCGCAAAGAAAUAAUUAUACAAUUAUUAUUUUAUUAAUUAUAAAAUUUUUGUCUUAUUUGCUCACCAUCAUGUUUGUUCUUCUGAACCAAAUUUUGAACCAAAAAGUGUCUUUUUAGUUUACCAUGGGAAUGGAUAGCCACUGCCUCUUCUAGAGCUUCAAAAAGUAAAACACAUAAGUGUCAUUACAUACAUCCAUGUGACUUGUGCUGCAUAUUUUAAAGUAUUCUGAAGGCAUAUGAUUGGCUUUAAGUGAAAAACUAAUUAAAUAAUAGAUUAUAUUUUAAAGUCUUGACCUGUUUCUCUCCGUCCUAAUUCCAACACAGUCUCAUGGAGUUGCGUAUAAAUGGUACAAAGUGCGAAAAUCGUGCAAUACAUAUGCCAAAUUCCCAUUUGCGUGCAUAUGAUACGCAAGUCGUUCCCAUUGACUUAAACGGCGCAUCAUUUUUAAAUUGGUUUCUCUUUUUUUCUGUUUUUUUUAGGGUUAGAUUUGGGGUUGGGGUUAGGAUGUCAUUUUUAUGUAACAAAAAGUUGUCAUAACCCUAAACCCAAAUGAUAAUGGUUAAAAAAUAGCAACAAAAAAAAAAAUGGAGAAACCAAUAUAUAAAACUACAAAAUAAGAUGCGACAUUUAAGUCAAUGGGAAGAACAUCAUAUGCACACCAAAUGGGAUUUUGACGUAUGUAUUGCACGAUUUUCACACUUCGUGCCAUUUAUACGCAACUCCGUGAGACUGUGUUGUCGACAGCUUAGGACGUUUACUUUAAAAUAAUGUGUAACAGCCAAAACAACAGCAAUAUCCACAACAGGACAGUAAAGAUGUAUAAAUUGUUUGCGUACAGUAUGCUCUUGCAUGAAGAGAAGAGCAAAACGGUCAAGAUAUUCCUAAAAUAUUGGAUAUUUAUUCUUCCCAUGCCUUCAGAACACUUAAAAUACCCAAAUGAUUCACAUCGAGUUAUUUAUUCAAAUAAUAAAAAAUAUAUGUUCACAAAUAUUUAGAAAACAUUUAGUUCACAAUGCAUCCCAUGUGGGUUUAUACAUCCUGCAAGAAGUUUUUACCAAAAAAAAGGCAGCAGAUUGCAUGUGGUCCUAGACAUGAUGUAAGAACGCAAAAUAAUCUGAGAUUUAAGCGCUUAUAUGUGCCAUGGGAAUAAGAAGAGAGGUUGUGAUGGAUUUGGGACUGUAGAAGAAAAAUGUCUAAACUUGGGUUUCUUGCAUGUGUGUUAAGGUUGCCGGAUUGUCGUGGAUCCGAUUAUGGUUUGCUAAGGAAAAAAUUGUGAACGUGUCCGUCAAUAUUUCUUUUGCCGAAUAAUGUGCUUCAUUCCGCUUAAAACCUAAUGCUUGUGUUGUGUGAGCAUUGUGAAUCUUCAGACAGUGUAAUGUGAGAUGCCAUCUUGAGGAUAUUCCUGCAUUCAAACUGUGAUGUCUAACUCAAUAAUGUUUUCUGACAGCACAGCACAGCAGUGGUGCUGCCAGCAGAUUAGCUGUUUAUGUCACGCUUUGUCUUCCAACUUUUCCUUCAAAUCAUUCCUUGUUUUUUUUUCCAAUUCUUUAAUUGAACAAAAGGACAGACAUUAAUAGAACUACAGCACCUGAUUUCAUUUAAUUGGCUUAAACGGCUGACGAUUUCAGUGUUUUGUUUGUUUUUUAUUAUUUUUAUUUAACACAGAGAAUAACUUGAAUAUUCGUGAGUAUUGUUUUACUUUUUUUUUGUAAGAUUAUAAUGAAUAAGGAGAUUAAAGCACUCGUGUAUUUUAUUUUAUUUAGGUUAAACUGCUUUUUUUUAAAGCAACUGAUUUGUGCUUGUAUGGACACAUUGGGAUUCAUUCAGCCAUACUGUGAUGUUCAUUCAUUUCAUUAACUUUAAUAUGCACUUGUGAAGGACCAAUGAGUCCUGAACGUUUCCUCAAGACAUCAGAAGGCAGAGGUGAUGUUCAUUGGGACGGUACCUUGUACAGUACGUGAGAGACUUUUAUUCCUAUACUUUAUUUAAACAGCAGAAGGGCCUUUUGGCUUUGGCCAACUCAAUCAUACACUUUUGUAAUUCCAUAUUUUAACACUCGGCUUUAUAUCUGCCUGUAGUAGCACUUUCAUGCCCAUUGCCCUUUUUAUAUAGCUCCGCAAAAGAAAAAUGGUCACUGCUUUAAGAAAAAUAAAAGAAAAUACUUGAAAGCACAGAUUCGUCCCAUGCUAUUUUAAUUUAAUUGAGAGAGAUUGUACUCUGUAACAAGUAAAGGUACGGAUGUGGCAGGAGACACAGACAAAUGUUUUCCAAGAUUUCCUAGCGCUAGUCAUGUAGAAAAGUUGAGCCAGUUUCAGAGGAAAAUAAAAAGGACAAACGCUCACUCGUAAAUCGACCUCAAGGUUAUUAUUCCGAAUACCGAACUAGUGUGAGGACGGGACCCACGGAGACAUGGGCAGCAUGGACUCCAUCCCUCCUGACUGCACCUCAGUGUGCAAACUGCUGCUAUUGUGUGUACUGUCUACAACUGAAUUUCUCUAUAUCGCGCUCCUGGUAGUGUUAUGUAUGAAUGAGCAUGAAUUGUAUAGUAUUUAUUUAAAAACAACAAAAGAUGAAUCUAAAAAAAGGAAAAAUAUUAAUUUUAUGUUCUUGUAGCUUUAGAGUUUGUGACAUUUCUUGACCUUGCUAGCUCUGUUAUUAGAUCCAUGUUAAGAACUAGUCAUGUGGUUAAGAAUUUUACACAGAAGGGAUUAAAAAUAUUAUAAACUGUAUUACUGUCCAUCAUGUUUAAUAAAAAAAAAAAAAUAUUUCUGGAAUAUAGGGCCUAUGGGGACGCGAAGAGCUGCAAGAAACUGUUUUUGUACACUGUACAUCCUAGUAUUUUUACACGUAAAUGUAUAUGAUAGGGAUGCACAUUAUUUUCCUUCUUACAGACUGCUUAAAUAAAGCACCAUGUCAAUCUG